UUUUACAUGUUUUCUCCACCCUGCACCGUAAAAAAGUACAUAUACGUUGAGGUGGCUGGGCUGCACAUCACAUCUCAGGAAACGUCAAGGUAUGAUCACCUCUUAGAGCUCAUUUUGUUCUGUCAAUCUUUGAAAAAAAUCUGGAUUUUGUAGACCAAUUAAUUCAUUUAAAAACCUUUUGUUAUGAAGAAAUGAAAUUUUACCUAAAUGUUGAAUAAGUGGUACUUUAGUCAUGAGUUUUCAACAGCUAUUAGCGCUUAAAUAAGUUAUUUGAAAUAUGUUAGACUUCUCCCUUUUUUUUUUAUUUAUUUUAUUUUUUUCAUGAAGACCAGACCUCAAACAGACUCAACAAAAUGUAGCCCUGUAAUGCACCUGUAUGGAGUUUUUAUAUGGUUAUGAAACAGGCUGUAAUUAACUUUUGUACUCAGACAUGACCUCUAAAAGCAAAUAAAACUAACAGCAACACAUUCAACAGUUUUUAUGUUGUAAUUUUUACUGCCAGAAACUGCUGCAAUGGGGAAAUUGUUGAUCCACACUGAAGAAACCUUUCGAAACAUUUUUAAAAGCAAAUGUCCACAGUGAGGGAAAUAAAUGGAUUUUUAAAGAGAGGCAGGUGACAUUUUUGUGCUAGAAAAUACUGCCUUGGUGUUAAAGGGCAAAAACAGCAAGGAGAUAAAAUGCACAUCCAUGUCAUCAGGAGGCACCAGAACUGAGCAGAACCACAAGUUCCUCAGAUAUCUUUAAAUUUGCUUUGUGAUAUUUGGAUUGGAAAAAUUUUACAUUUGGUUAAUGUUUUAAUUGUCUGCUUUUAUCAAGCAGCCUGAUAACUGAUGUAUCACAAUCUCUAUUCUCCUUUUAGACUCAAUAUGACGUCAGCGCUGGUUACAGUCCUGUUGGUUUUGGGACUAUCAGGGCACAGUGUGGCCUUUGUCCCAAUCGGGGGUGGGGUAUCUACUCACGUCAGCAUUACUGGAACGGCUCUUUUGCAAAAAGUGACAGAGACGUGUCGGGCGGUGGCUGAGGCAGCUGGUUAUGAGUUCAAACCUACGGUAGGAUGGGAGAUGAUAAAGUAAUGUGCAACACAGCACAAACAUAGGAACACAACCUACAGACACACACUUAUCAAAUUGAUUUUUAACCUCAUUUCAAUACAGCAGUUCUAAGGGCUGCUUAUUUAGACAUGUGGUCAAAUUCUGAGUCGUGAACUUGGUUAUAGCUUCGGUAAAUAACCAAAUGCUUGUUUACUCACAAAGACUUCAGGAUAAUCAGGAUACAAUCCGACAAUAUUUUUAGAUUUUACAGCAUGGUGAUUUCGAAUUUGAACUUUGAAUGGGAGUGAUUCAGGAAAUGGAAGAGGGAAAUGUGAAACUAAAAGAGGAGGAGAGGUGUGCCCCCCCUCCUGGAUGUUUAUCAGUACCAACUCUAUCUGGCUUUUAUUUCUGACUGCUAAUGACCCCACCUUGACACUGACAUUUAUAAUUAACUGAAAAACACACCCCAUAAGGAGUGCAGGGCUGCAGGCCAUGAGAUUUCUAUUUUCUUGCAACAGAAAAAAACACCAACAGGUGUCAAGACAUGUUGUUCUGCUGCAUCAUUUUGUGAUAAACAUGAGCGACUGUGCCCUUUUAAACCAGGCGUGUUCAGUCACAGCUCUGUGAAACAUGGGAAACAGACUGAAUAUAUUCCUAUUCCUUUCAAAAACAGCAGUAGCAGCAGUAAAUAACAGGGGGAGAUGCUGUUGGUUCAGUUUUGGAGACAAAGCCUGUCAGCAGCACUUGCUUAUUUCUGAAACUGUUAUCUCUUUUAAUCCCUGACUACAGGGUUCAUCUCCCGAGGAGCUGGUCCAGGCCUGUCUUGGUCCCACAGCCACAGGAGAAGUGUCCGGUGCAAAGUUUCACUCUGCCCUCCAAGAGAUCUACACACAGAACGGACUGGUGGACCGUGACUUUGUCAACAGGUGGGGGAAAAACAAGAAAAAGAAAAUUAAAAAAAAAAAAAAAAUUUUUUUAAGUUCCAAACAUAAUCAGCUUCUACUCUCUUCCAGCGCUCCACACCACUUCAACUCAGAGGCUUUUAUUGAUGGGCGCAGGCUGAUAACAGAAGGUGUUGUUGCCAUAAAGGCAAACAUUCGUAAUGAGAAUUUCAAGGCUGCGAGGGAAACUCUGGGCAGAGUGCUUCAUACACUGCAGGUGAGGGAGGGGCAGAGGAAAAGCUGGGCAUAGAGAGGUCAGCAGGCAGGAUGAGGAUACAGACAGACACUUUACGUAGACAAAGACUCUAAAGUUCAUCACUCUGAAUCACCGCUUUCAAAUCAUAAAUGUUGAUUCAUGUUUUUCCAUGCGCCAUCAGGAUUUCUACAGCCACAGUAACUGGGUGGAGCUGGGACACACUGAGCCGUACAUCAAUCUGAUACGCCCAGACCUUCCUCUAGAAAACCUUGCAGGUGUGUAGGUGUGUGUGUGUCUGUGUGUUGAUGUCACACUCUUGGUGACUCUGCUGCCUGUGUCUUGGGUGGAGUAACUUGUGAUAAAGUUGUCAACAUAACUGCAAACUCCACACAAGUAGAAUCUCCACAGAGCAAAGUGGAACAUUUUUAUUUCACUGCACAAAGGUCACUGAGAAAACUUGGAUAGCUUACGGCAGGAUUUGAUUUGUUUUGACAUUCAUUUUGCUUUUAUUUGUGCAGAUGUGGACACUGCCACCUGCAGUGACUGUGCCAGUGGGACAUGCCCCAAUCCCAUCCUUCCCAUCAUCCUGAAGGAGAAGAAACUCACAUCAGGCUACUUAGGAAUCUUCUCUGCUGAUAAGCCGAAAGGUUUCAAACAUAUCCUCAAACUACUUCAAAUACAACAGCCAAAUCUUACGACUAGGGUCUGGUUUUUACAGGAAGAGGCAUUUAGAAAGAAAUGAAUAAUAACACAAAUAACACAACACCAGUCUGUGACACACGUCCCCUCUGACCUCUGCCAGGUAAAUGCAGUCACGGAGGUGCAGGUGACCUGUCGAGCACAGCAGUUCCCCGCGGAGGCAUCAGCAAAGAUGAGCGCCGCUCUGACAACAUCGCCUUUCACAACGCCGCUGUGAAUGCUGCAACCGCUGCAACCCUCCAGCUUCUGCAGGACAUCCGGUUUGCUGCUGGGGACAAUGAUUUCUUAAGGUAUGGUGUUCAACUAUGACUUGAGGAUUUCAAUAUCAUUUCAAUCUUCGAUCUUAAAGCUGAAGGGGCCCUAAAGUUAAAAAAAAAAAACAAACGCCAAAAGCCAAGAUUCAAAACUAAAUUGAAGGAGCGCUGUGUUACAGUGAGAGGAAUAAGUUUGUGGAACAAUCUGAACAAAGAAACUAAAGAAGAUAAAUCAAAUUUUAUCUUCAAAGAAAAUAAGUCAAAACCAGUAUGUUGAGUAAAUACAGGAAAUAGGUUAAUCUAAGUCUUGGUAUGUUUGUUUUGUGGGAAAAUGUGAAUUAACGUGGUCUUUUCUGUUUGUUUUUUUUGGGUUGAUUUUGAAAAUAAGAAAUAAUCAACUGUAAAAAAAAAGCAUGAUGGACUGCAGCUCUUGUUUAUUUUUUAUUAUGUGCUUAGUUGAUUAAUGGCUUGUAAUAUCUUUUUAAUAUCUUUUAUUUACUAACCGAAUGAAAUAAAGUAUCAACAACACUUUGUAUUAAUCUGAUUUUUUUUUGCCUACAGGAUGAUGGGAAUUGCCCGCUCCCCUGUUGUGGCUUUCGUUAUUGACACAACAGGCAGUAUGAAAGAUGAUAUCGAUGAAGCCCGUUCAGUCGUGUUUGAAAUCAUUGACAGCAAAAAAGGAACUCAGGACGAGCCCUCUGAAUACAUUCUGGUGCCUUUCAAUGACCCAGGUAUGAAAGUGUUUGACCGAUCAUGUGAAAAACAUAACGUCACUCUUUUCCUGCCAGCGUCCAAUGACAUUUCUCGUGUAUUAUGGAUUUAGAUUUUGGACCUAUGAUCAGAACAUCAGACCCCAAUAAGAUGAAAUCAGAAAUCUCUAAGCUCACAGCAAAAGGAGGUGGUGAUCUCCCUGAGAUGUGCCUGUCAGGACUCCAGGUACGGUUUCUAUAAGAGAGUCAGAGUCUAACAAAACUGGUUGUGGAAGAGGAGACAUCAUUUCUGCUUAUUUUUUUAUUUCAUUAUAUUUAACAAAGUCAAAUUAACAAAGGCUCUUUGUUCCUUUUGACCAGCUGGCUCUCACAGGGGCCCCUGCUUCCUCCCACAUAUAUGUUUUCACUGAUGCCACAGCCAAAGACAUUGCACUCAAGGACACUAUUAUUGCACUUAUCAGGACUACAAAGUCAACGGUAAAUAUCGGUACCCAGAUAGACUAUCUCUAAUCUGCAUGUUUAAGAGGAUGAAAAUGAAAAUCUGCACAUGACACGAUCUCCACAGGUAUCGUUCUUCAUGACUGGGUCCAGGAGUAGACGCCGCCGCUCUCUCAGAGCUGCAACUUUUGAUGACUACAAGGAUAUGGCUUUGGCCUCUGGGGGCCAGGCCAUCCAGGUAUCCAAGGGACAGCUGCCUCAGGCCACAGACGUCAUCCUCGACACGUCCACUUCAGCCUUGGUAAAUCUGUGCAGGUCCACAGAGAUAUAGACCAGUUUGAAAAUAUUCAUAUAUGAUUUUUGUUUUUCAUUUGCUCCUUUCAUUCUCUAUCAGGUGACAGUUCUGCAACGUGCAAGGAACCCUGGGAAGCAGGAGACGUUUUCUUUUAUGUUGGAUGACUCUCUAAAAAACAUCACCAUCUAUGUCACAGGAACAGCCCUAACUUUCACACUGACCAAUCCUGCAGGUAACAAACCAUCCUAAAUGAAUGAUGGCAGUGUGGACCCUUUAGAUUUUGAUGCUUAUGUCAGGAAUGUCACCCUGAUACCUGAAUUUCCCUUCGGGGAUAAAUAAAGUUCUUCUUAUCUUAUCUUAUUUUAUCUUAUAUGAGAAUGUUAAUGCAUAUCAACUCAUUUCAGAUGUGGUCCAGAAUCAAAAUGAGGCAAACGGUAAACUGGGGACCAUUAAGACUGCGGGCAACCUGUGGAGGUUUCGUCUCAAUGCUGAUACACAGUCUGGAACCUGGAAGCUAAACAUAAACUCCAGACAGGCAUACACACUCAAAGUCACAGGUCAGAAACUUCAUAUUUUCAUAAUUCUGCUAAAAUUUUUCAUCCUGUACACUUAAAAUAUCUUGAAACCACUGAAAUACUCAAACUUUUAUUUUUCUGGGUCCCGUGAAGCAUUGAGACAAAGAGAAUUUUUCUCCAUACUAAUUUACUUCAGCACUAUUAUCCUAUAUUCCGUUCCAUGCAAACUAUGAAACUUAGUAUUAAUGUAUUGGCCAGAAGUGAAUUCUGUUAGGAAAAGUAUCUCAGGUAACGUUCACAGAGUUCACUGUUGGUAUGUCCGUCUUAACUCUUUAUCUGUACUUGUGUCUCCAGGCCAGAGCACCAUAACCUUUAUUUAUGACUUUGUGGAAAGCUUUGAAGGACCUCAUCCCGGUUACGCAGUACUCAGUGGGCGCCCACAAGCAGGUAAACCCAAUGCAAUAAAGUUUACAUAACAGGAGCAUAUCAUCAACUGUAAAAUCUUACAGGGAUCACGACUCAUAAAAGUGAGGCUCCUUUAUCACAAUCUAAUCAUUAAUGUAUUAAACUUAUGGAGGACAUCUGGAACAUUUGUGUCAGCAAACUGUACAUGAACUCAUAUUUAACAACUUGUCAGAGAAUGGAUAUGGUUUUGUGGUGGUGGUGGUGGUGGUGGGGGGUCAGGAUUUUAUUGAUUGACAGGACAAUUGGUGAGGGAGUUGGGGGGUGACAAGCAAAAGACUGGAAAAGUUUCAGAAAGAACCAGGGCUGCCCGCUUUGAGGGUUAUGAUACCACAAUGAACAGUCUAACUCCAUCUAGUGGUGAAAUGAAUGAAGUUAUCAACAUCUACCCUCAGCUCGAAAUGUUGGUGGAAAUAACAGUUACUGAAGAAAGAUUAUCUUACAUUUUAUUUUACAUAUUAAUUAUCAUCAGUAUAGUCACUUAACACCAGCAUAUUUUUAUGUCAUUUCAAUACAACUAUUGUGAAACCACACUUAAUCUGUUCAUAUAAAACAACAGUCUCAAUUGAUGUUGUUCUUGUUCGGCCAUGAUCUUUAAUACCUCUCGUGUGGCUGCAUACUCCGCAGCGGCCUCUUGCCUUCUGGCUGCUGAUUGAUUAGUAUGGACGGAGUCAGCUUUAGUGACUGACUUUAAACUACUAAAGAUCGUACUCUCUCCGGUAAAUAAGACACCAAAUUUCUUCAUACAGAUGACAUUUCUUCACCAUUCUUCACCUUGUCACCAAUCACCGUCAUGUCACUUUGUCACUGUCGAACUAGAAACAUAUACAAUCAUACUCACAUACAUAAUUAGCAUACAAUAUGUCUAUACAAAGGAUACCACAUAAAUGUACAGUAGAACAGGAUGUAAUUGCGUGCUAACAAUCUGCUAGCGUGAUUGUUACCUCAAUGGCUACACAGCACCGUGAGAGAAUGAAUGAGUCCACUGGGUAAUCUUCAAUCUUCAAACAAACGUCCACUUCUAAGUCAAUGUGACUUUAAACUUAAAACAUGUAACUCAAAAGGAGCAUACUUUCUCUUAGUUACAAAGUAAAAUAUGACAGAUGUCCGAUAAGCUGGCUACAACUUAGCUAUUAGCCCAGCUACAUGCCUUGGCAAAAGUUAAGCCUCUUCGUAUCCAUCCAGCAUGUGUGAAGCCAAACGCUCAACGAACACAUGGGAAAACAGGAAGUUCAACACAAAAAUAAAACAGGAAGUUCAACAGAAAAAUGAAACAGGAAGUUCAACAGAAAAAUAAAACAGGAAGUUCAACAGAAAAAAAAAAACAGUGAGUUCAGCAGAAAAAUAAAAAAAGGAAGUUCAAAACAAAAAUAUUCCCCCAUGCAGCAAUAUCAAUUAAAUUAGGAAUGUCACAUAACUACUCAAUUAUAAUUUGGAAAUUAACUUCACAUAUAAAAUAUCAAUUAAAUGAAUUUGUCUACUUGGGCUUGAUCAAAACGAAAAUAUGACAAAUAAUAAUUUGGAAGUUUAACACAUUUUAUGACAAUAAAUUCAGCAACACAAACAGCCUGAGGCUGCACCAGUGCAUUUAGACAGGGGAGAAACCAUACCCCUGUAAGGUCUGCGGGAAGACUUUAAGCCAGGGCAGCCACCUGAAGAUGCAGGAUAGACAGGUCUACUCCAGAGGCAAGCAGUUCAUCUAAGACACGUGUGAAAAGAGACACUCAGACCAACACAAACUGAAGUUGCACAAAUGUGUCUAUGCAUGAAAGCUGUGGCCCUGCUCCAUUUGGAGAAGCCUUUAAGAAGAACAGCUUUAAUCCGCUUGGUCUCUGAGGCUGUAGCCCCUAAUAUGGGAAACAGCAAGAGUGUACUGUGUAACUUCAGACAGCUAGUUUAUAAGAAAUCUUCAUUUGGGCUUGUAGUGGUUUGUUUUGAGGUUUUGGCUUCAUAAGUCUUGCUCUAACAUAAGUUUAGCUGGUGUAACUAAAAACAGCUGGGUUGCACAAGCUCAGAAUAAAAGUUUGUUUUUUUUCCCCUGAAAGUGGGGAAACCACAGACAGGCUUCACACCCAUAAACACUCAUACAACAAAUCAUCAUAUUAAUACAGAGCUAUAUUCCGAUAGGACACAAUUUAAAAGAGAUUCUAAAAGACCUUCCUUUCCCUCACACCUCCUGAAAACUAUGUAUUUAUGUAUACAGUACAUCUUUUUAACUGAACGAUGUUUGGACAUAGCUUUGGUACUGUAUUCAGUCCUUCUCAAACUAGAGCCAGUCAUAAUUCCGCUCAUUUUGUUCCACUGGCAAAAUAAAUUAUAACUGCAACACUGAACUAAGUAGUAAUUUAGCCAACUAAUCACAGUUUUAAACAAUCAAAAAAUGUUUGAAUUUUGCAAAUGCAAAUAGGUUCAUCACUUUUCAAGCCCUCCUGUUUGUUGCCCUGACUUGACACUCAUUUCUCUCCUCUGGGAAUCCAGGCCAGCCGGCAACCUUGAUGCUCUCAGUGAUAGGAAGGAAAGGUCCGUCCUCAUUGUCAGUCGGGAAUGUUAGUCUGGUGACUGUGUCUGGUUCUGAAACUAUGAACAACGGCAAAAUGACUGACAUGGGCAAUGGAGACCUCCUGGUGACUGUUGAAGCAGUCCCUGAGGGAGAGUUUGUGGUCAGUCUGAAAGGGACAGACAAAGAAUCUAAGAGUGAAUUUCAGAGGCAGUCGACCACCCAGAUGUCUGUCUCCAAAGUUGAUAUCAAGGUUGGUCCCUGUACUCUUUGUGUUCCCCUCAGGAUUUUUUUUUUUUCAAAUAUGACUGAAAUUGACAUACAUUUGCAUUAUAGUUUUCCUUACUGUAUAUUCAAGAACCUUCUUUGCUCCUUUUAUUGUCUCGUCCUGGUACUUUUAGGCUGUGGUGGACCGCAGUGCAGAGCCAGGAAAAUCCUUUGAGCUCCCCUUCAGCGUCAGGACCCAGGGCCCUGGUGGUACUUACUCCAUCCAAGCCAAAAAUGACAAAAACAUCCCGAUGAAAUUCCCUUCUAGGUGAGGAGAAGCAACUAAAAAUGAUUCUCUGAUUAGAUAUGUUUGUCAACAGCGACACAUCUCUGAGUGAAAAUUUCCUUCCCUGUCACCUGUGGCUGAGAGCAAAGUCCUGUUAGAGGGGAGUGAAACAUGAAACCUCACCCAACAGUAAGGCUAAAGGUUAGCAUAGGGCUCAAAGCACCUCUGUAUUUACAAUAAGACAUCUGUUAUUUUCCAACACUCACAUCAAUGACUCUCUAUUGGGAGAGAAAACAAGCGAGGUUUGAAUUUCUUCCUUCAAUUCAGUUUAUUUUGAAAACAUUUUGAAUGUACGACAACUAGCAAACUCUCUUGAAGCAAAAUCAAAAAUAUCAACCAUAUAAUAUUUUAAAAGGGAAAACUGUAAAGCAUAACAAACACAUGAGUAGAGAUAGUGGGUUCGGAUGUAUCGUUGUCAAUUAUCAAUUCUGUCUUUGUCUCUUUAAAGUGGAAAUGGCAAAAUGUUUGCCCUUUAGGGAGGAUAUUCAUUAGUUAUCUUUUAAAGACAGGAAGUUGUAAAAAGACCAUGAUUUGGUGUUAAAGGUUUACAUCAUCUCGUCUCCAGCGACCAAAUGUAAGCCUUAUGUUCCUUUGGGGGCGUUGGGGUUGAGAAAGUGGUCGUCUCUGCUACAGUCAUCAUCAAUCUUGUGAAGCUUCUAUCAACUUUUUUCUAUCUUGGGCGUAUCAUCUGUAAUCAUUGUCUCUUUUCCCUGACAGCCUCACCUUGACAACUGGACAGUAUGCCAAUGCUACUUUGACCAUUACGCCACCUCCUAGCACACCGUCAGGCACUGAUGUCACCGUGACUCUGGAGGCCAAGUCAGGCACUGACUCCAAUUACGCAGUGUUGAGGAUAUCUGUUGUCACCAAGGUAACCACAAAUACCCUGGAUGAAGUCCCAAUGACUUCAUCAUUCAUUUACAACAAACAACAGGAUUGCACGAUGUAUACUGUAUAUCCUAAAAUAACUCGUGCUUUAAAAUAGAGUUUAAUGUGUUACUUAAGGAUCAAUAUAAAAUUUGAAACCUUAUUGUGAAGCUUUGAACAUCAUAACUAUGAGCUCGACUAUAAAUGUUUAAGGAGCUAAGACAUGCAAACUUUUUGGAUCACACAAGUUCAGGAUCGCUCAAAGAUCCAUGCAUUAAUUUCACAUCUUUCUGUUCCUUUUAUUCUGUCUAGGUUACAGAUUUUGAUCCACCCCUGUGUAAAGUGGUGAGCGUGCUGGCUGAUAAAUGCACUAAGGACGUGUCUCAGUGUGAAUCUUUUGAAUGGGAGCUGUCAGCCAACAUAACAGAUGGGAAUGGAACUGGAAUAGAUAAAAUUACACUGCAGCAAGGACAGGGGAACCUCACCUACACAUCUUUAAGUGAUCCUGUAGUCCUGGCAAACUAUACUGCCUCCUGUUGCUCACAGAUAGUUGAAUUUACAGCUGUAGAUAAAGUUGGCAAUGUAGGCAAGUGCUAUCAGUCAAUAGUUCCUUCUGCUGGUCCUCCCGCCUUAACCCUAUCACUGUCUCUUUGGUUGUGCCUGCUGGUAUCUGUCCUAAUUGAGCAUUAAAGGGCAAUUAGCAUAAUCACAGUUGAGUCUGAUGAUAAAGUGUGCUAAAAUUAUUUGUAUUUAUGAUAAAAACAUUCAGUUGAGUUUAGGCCAAUUUUGAAGAAAUCAAAUACUGUCCUAAUGUAAUUUCCGAUGCACAAGUUUGGAUGACGAUGCAUUUACAACAUGGCCAUCAGGAUUCCAAUAACUCAUUGAUGCGAAGAUUAUUUGCAAAUCUUAAACCACAGCUCGCAGUACGUUUGAACAUAACUUGCAAUAUCACAAACUGGCUCCAAUCUCCUGAAACUUUAAAACAAAAUCAAAACUUUCCUGCAGUUUAAACUUUAUAUGUCUGGAGUCAUUACACCUUUACAGUCAUUGUUCAAGCCAAUGAAUUAUUGCGCAAACAGACAAAUUUUCCUAUUUCCUAUUGACUCCUAUCCGGAAACUUUGUCCUUAACAUAAACAAUACUUCCCCUGGUGUCCCAGGUGGAAAUUAUUAAAUCACAGAGCAAGCAUGAAACUUUGAUAUGAUUCAUUUAACAGUAAAAUUAAACAAACAAACAAAAAAACGCUCCCUCUGCUCUGGGGUGUAUUUUGUCCUCCUGCUUGUGACCCAUUAUUGUAAUCAAAUCCUUGUUGGAACUAAUUUUCAGCUAUACUUUCACACCUUUGACAGCAGAAAAAUAAAUUAUGAACACACUGUAA
Xyrichtys novacula (pearly razorfish) is the source of this 10835-nucleotide messenger RNA. The record is from the annotation of a GenBank genome assembly. Lineage: Eukaryota; Metazoa; Chordata; Actinopteri; Labriformes; Labridae.